AUGGCCAAGAGAGUUCGAGAGCUGGAGGAGGAGGAGACGAGUUCAGCUGUAGAGCAAGAGGCUAGGGGGGUACAAACAAAAGUCAUCCAAACAGACCAAGUCAUCACUGCUGCAGAGCAAGAGAUCAAGGGAGUAGUGGACGAGAUCAAGGGAGUAGUGGACGAGAUCAAGGGAGUCGAGGACGAGAUCAAUGGAGUAGUGGAAAAGAUCAAUGGAGUCGAGGACGAGAUCAAGGGAGUAGUGGACGAGAUCAAGGGAGUAGACCAAACCAUGGCUGCUGUAGAGCAAGAGAUCAGCCAGGCACAAGACCCCAAUAUGAAGCCUGUCUUGAUCAUGAAGCAAACGAAGCUUGAAGGUGAAAAGCAACAGCUUGCGGCCAGAGAGAAACGGCUUCGAGGUGACAAGAGACAGCUUGGAGUUAGAGAGAGACAGCUUAGAGUUAAAGAGAGACAGCUUCGAGAUGACAAGGCAAAGCUUCGAGAUAAAGAGGCAAAGCUUCGAGAGGAAAUGAAGGAAAAGAAGCAGGCAGCCUUUACCUGGACAGAGUCAGAAGCUCGGCUUGACGGUAUGGGGUUUUGCAAGGAGGAGAAAUACUUCCGUCUAGAUUGCUCUUACUUAUGGGGCACAAAUGUAAACAGCGGAGAGCAUCUUCUUCUCUACUGCCGAAAAGCAUUCCUGGAGCAGUUCCGUUUCCUGCAAGAGCAAGUGCUAGAGCAUGGUGCUCUUGGAUGGAUACAAGGCUCUCCAGGAACAGGGAAGACAACAACAACGCUUUCGUUUUGUAUGAAGCUGGAUAGGAAUGAGUGGAGCUUCAAAUGCAUCAGGCUGAAGGCCAGAAGCAACACUUGUGUCGUGGAGGUGACAGGCAACAAGAGAAGAACAUGCUCAUUCGCAAAGGAGUCUGAGGGGAAACAGAUGACACUGUUGCUUGAAGGGUUGUCAGACGGCAAAAGGAGCCUCGUGGUACUCGAUGGCUACUUGACACACCAAGAAUCUCACAUGAGAGCUUUGGUAGCUUGUAUCAGAUGGCGGGAUGCUGACAGGCAGAAUCGACGUCUUGUGGUGGUGACGUCAAUGGCUUCUCGAGGAAAGGUCUACGAUGAAGAGGAUCGAGAGUUGAGGCUGAAGGAGCACAUAGUCCCAUCAUGGAGGAUCGAUGAAUAUCUAGAGGCAGUGCAGUUUGACGAGUUUUACAAUAAGGUGGCUCCCACCUUGGAGAUGAAUGCGACAGGAGAGGCUUUGGGUUUCAAGAUGACUACACGGCCGAGAUCGAAAGAAGAGCGAGUGAGACAUAAGCACUACCUCGCAGGUGGGUCAUGUCGGUACAUGUUCGACAUGACUGCGGCGGAGGUCCUUCGGUCCUUGGAUGUUGCGCUUCUAUGUGCUCCAAACUUACAAGAUCUUUUUCGGGGCCAUGUAGGCGCUUCCUCGGGGGAUAUGACGAACAGGCUGAUUGCUACUAUGGUCACUCAGGAGAAGGUGGUCAGGUUUCCUGUGAGCAAGUACGUAGCCAGCAAUCUUGCGGCGUCCGCGGGUGCGGUUGACAUGCUGAGAAGAAUGUUGACGGCCUUUAGAGGCCUGCGAGCCAUGCAUGGGUAUCUUUUGGAGAUGCUCUUUUUCGAGGAAGUGAGACGAGACCUGAGCAUAACUUACCGUGGAUCGAGUGAGCCUGAAGUUUUGAAAGCAUGCAAUCUCGUUGUAAUCUUCGAUCCGUCACAAGACACGGACUCUCUUCCCCACACGAGGGUGUGUCUCAAGCCUAUCAGUGAAUUUCAAGGUGGCUGGGACGCAAUCAUUGUAGAUCAGGAUGACAAGGUCGUGCAGUUUUUUCAGCUGACGGUUGCGAAGGAUCACUCUCUCAAGCUCUCGUAUUUCUUGACUGCUCUUAAGGCUCUGGGGAUUCCUGCAGGUGAGAUAUGGACGAUAAGGAUCGUUUUUGUCGUCCCGCCGGAGGAUGGAAUGUUGUUCCGAAUAGCCUCUGUCAAGGAUGAAGGAGCGCUAGAGCAGUACAUGUGGAAGAAAGGGGAGGAGCGGUCGAUGGUCCAGGUGGCGAGUAUUGAUUUCAAUCGAGGGUUCGUUGGUUAG
Guillardia theta CCMP2712 is the source of this 2085-nucleotide messenger RNA. RefSeq lists its product as hypothetical. The record is from RefSeq and is a predicted model, not a curated record. Bases 1 to 2085 code for a protein of 694 amino acids. Lineage: Eukaryota; Cryptophyceae; Pyrenomonadales; Geminigeraceae. The transcript has a single exon.